This is a messenger RNA of Colletotrichum phormii, 1212 nucleotides long. RefSeq lists its product as uncharacterized. The record is from RefSeq and is a predicted model, not a curated record. The transcript is spliced from 2 exons. Lineage: Eukaryota; Fungi; Ascomycota; Sordariomycetes; Glomerellales; Glomerellaceae. The coding region runs from base 1 to 1212 and encodes 403 amino acids.
AUGAAGUACUACGAGGUCGUGACGUUUGAUACGCGGCCGAUGAGUUUUCGGUGGGUGUGCGCGGCGACGGGGCGGCAUAUUGGGGUCUCGCGGGAUUUCAAGUGGGAUAAUUCGCCGGACGAGUUUGAUCGGUUUUUGAAUGUUGGGGUUGUGAGGAGGAAGUGUGGUGUUUGGUCGAGGAGGGGUCUCGUUCUCUGUGAUCCUCCGGUGCGAAGAGUCCGGACGGGAGAUGAUUAUAAGAUUGAGCACGACGUCAAGACCUGGCCAUAUCAGGGUGGCUACCUCGACUUCGUCCCCGAAGAAUCGCAAAUCCGCAUCGCUAGAGGAAGAGGUCGCCACCACCACUGCGGGCCCCCGAGGACCUCCAUGCUGGAAGACCUCGCCUUCUACCUCGAGACACACUCUCAGCUAGUCAAAGUCGCGGACCCAGAAUCCGUGGUCAACGUCUUUUUGAGCAAGAUUGUGGCCUCACACUUGCUCAAGCAGACGGAGCACCUUCGCGCUACGCUCUCUGCAGUGCAGCGUGGUCUCACGCGCAAGCAGGACCUCGCGAAGCUGCCGAUGAACAAAGUUGAGGCGCUCUGGAGUGAUAUGCAGGGCUGGGAGAGGCGGACGGGAGAGUAUCUCGAGGACAUGGAGGGGAUCAUGCUACAGCUCGGGAUUCCACUGUCACCAGCACCUCCGGCGGUGGCCGGAGCCACCACCGCGAUGCCACCACUGCAAUCGCCCGGAAAAGACCACGGCGCGGCAGCAUGGUCAGACUGCUCAGCGGAUUUCCAGUUCCUGCACCUCCGGUUCCGGGAGCUUCGUCACCGCGCCGAGACGCUCAACGCGGCGGUGACGGGGCUGGCGGGCAUCACGGGCAACAGGCAGGCGUACAAGGAGCAGCAGCGGAGUAUCCGCGAGGCCAAGAGUACCAAUGCGGUGACGCUGCUGGGGUUGGUGUUCAUCCCGCUGGUGUACACGGCUUCCGUUUUUUCGAUUGAAAAGCCGUUUGGACCUGGGGGCGAGCUGUUCUGGGUGUAUUUUGUGACGUCGGCGCCGUUGAUCCUGGUGGUUAUGGUUGGAUAUUAUGUGUUGGAUUUUGGGUACAAUGAUGAUGGGAGGAGGGCGUGGUCUGUGGAUACGUUUGCGAAGUCGGUUGGUGAGAGGGUGCAUGGGUUGAAGAGGAGGGAGGGAGGGAGGGAUAUGGAGAAGAGGUUGGCUGGAUAA